AUCAGGAGUAAGACAAACUCGUCUCAAGUGCUCAAAUAACUGCAAGAUUUGCGCGCCUCACAUUCUAAAUAAAGUUUCUCUGGUGAUGUAGCUAUGUACCAUGACCCAGAAGCUCUUUGUCUUGUCUGGUUCUUGUCAGAAGGUCUGAUGUCUAGACCGUGUGCUCCUUCAUGUGUGGUCCAGUUGAACUCUCCUUGACCAUUCGAUGGACCCCAAACAGACCAGCAGCUACUGUGACCGCACAACUUCACCUUGACUCUUCACCCUUUUACCUUUGAACCCUCACCCCUGACCCAUACUCUUGACCUCUAACCCCUCACUCCAAACCCUUAACCUUACUCCACUCCUCUCCUCUCCUCUCCUCUCCACUAUGUUAUCCCGCAUCUCUACAGUCCUCCUAGCUGUGUUGUGUCGGUGUGUGCUAGUGUCUCUGGGGGUGGACCCCCCUCACCCCCGUCGAGAGAUCCGGAUCGAGGGAGACCUGGUCUUGGGGGGGCUGUUCCCAGUCCAUGAAAAGGGGGGAGGGAUAGAGGAGUGUGGGAGGGUGAAUGAGGACAGAGGGAUCCAGAGGUUGGAGGCCAUGCUGUUUGCUAUUGACAGGAUCAACUCUGAUCCUACUCUACUGCCUGGAGUCAGUCUGGGAGUUCACAUACUGGACACCUGUUCUAGAGAUACAUACGCACUGGAACAGGCGCUGGAGUUUGUGCGUGCAUCUCUGACCAAGGUGGACGAUACAGAGUUUAUCUGUCCUGAUGGAUCCUACGCUCUACAGGAAGACAUUCCCCUGGCCAUUGCUGGAGUUAUAGGAGGAUCCUAUAGCAGUGUGUCUAUACAGGUGGCCAACCUGCUGCGCCUCUUUCAGAUCCCUCAGAUCAGCUAUGCCUCCACUAGCGCCAAGCUCAGCGACAAGACACGCUAUGACUACUUUGCCCGCACGGUGCCCCCUGACUUCUACCAGGCCAAAGCCAUGGCAGAGAUCCUGCGGCUGUUCAACUGGACCUACGUGUCUACGGUGGCAUCAGAGGGAGACUACGGAGAGACGGGCAUUGAGGCCUUUGAACAGGAAGCCCGUAUGAGGAACAUCUGCAUCGCUACCUCUGAGAAGGUGGGCCGCUCUAACGCUAAGAAGUCCUAUGAGGCAGUGAUCAGGCAGCUCCUCCAGAAGCCCAACGCCCGCGUGGCUGUCCUCUUCCUGCGCAGCGAUGACGCUCGGGAACUCCUCUCUGCCGCCGCACGACUCAACACCACCUUCAUCUGGGUGGCCAGUGACGGCUGGGGGGCACAGGAGAGCAUUGUCAAGGGCAAUGAGGCCACAGCCAACGGGGCCAUCACCCUGGAGCUGGCGGCCAAUCCCGUGCCGGCAUUCAACCGCUACUUCCUGUCUCUGGAUCCAAUCAACAACCACCGCAACCCCUGGUACCGAGAAUUCUGGGAGCAGAAGUUCCAGUGCUCGCUUGGAGGAGGGGGUGGAGGAGUAGGAGCUGGGGCAGGAGCAGUAGGGUCAGGGGGAACUGUGUCUCUCUCUCUCCCUCCCUGUGAGAAGGGUGUGUUGGUGGAUGAUAGUAACUUUGAGCCAGAGUCUAAGAUCAUGUUUGUGGUGAAUGCGGUAUACGCUGUGGCCCACGCCCUCGAUAAGAUGCAGAGAACACUGUGUUCCAACACCAGCAAGCUCUGUGACAGCAUGAAGGCUCUGGAUGGACGCAAGCUCUACAGAGACUACCUCCUCAACAUCAGCUUCACAGCUCCCUUCUCUCCUCCCGGUAUUGAGACCGUGGUGAAGUUUGAUGCCUAUGGCGACGGAAUGGGACGCUACAACAUCUUCAGUUACCAGCACAACGCUGAUCGCUACGGAUACGUGCCCAUCGGUGAGUGGGCGGAGACUCUGAGCCUGAGCAGUGACCUGAUUCGCUGGCCAAGGGAGAUGGUGCCCCCCUCCCAGUGCAGCGACCCGUGUGCCCGCAACGAGAUGAAAAAGAUGCAGGCUGGAGAGUACUGUUGUUGGAUCUGUACGGCGUGUGAGGCUCAUGAAUACCUAGCUGAUGAGUUCACCUGUUCGCCCUGCGCCCCUGGCCAGUGGCCCAGUGAAGAUCUCACUUCCUGUUACGACCUGCCUGAGGACUACAUCAUGUGGGAGGACGCCUGGGCUAUCGGACCAAUCAGCAUCGCUGUUGUUGGGUUCCUGUGUACAUCUCUGGUGUUCUGGGUGUUUGUGAGACACAACAGCACGCCCCUGGUGAAGGCGUCAGGCAGAGAGUUGUGUUACAUUCUCCUGCUGGGUGUCUUCAUGUCCUACUCCCUCACCUUCCUCUUCCUGGCCAAGCCCUCGCCUGCUAUCUGCGCCAUGCGACGCCUCGGCCUCAGCACCUCAUUUGCUGUCUGCUACUCUGCCCUGCUCACCAAGACCAAUCGGAUCGCCCGGAUCUUCAGUGGGGUGAAGGAUGGGGGCGGGACCACGAAGCCGCGCUUCAUAAGCCCCACGUCCCAGGUGUUUAUCUGUCUCAGCCUGAUAUCGGUCCAGUUAGUGAUGGUGUCUGUGUGGUUGCUGCUGGAGGUUCCUGGUACCAGGAGGUUUACGUUACCGGAGCGACGGCAGACAGUGAUCCUGAAGUGUAACGUCCGUGACUCCAGCAUGCUGCUGUCGCUAGGAUACGACGUGCUCCUGGUCAUCCUGUGUACUGUGUACGCCUUCAAGACCAGGAAGUGUCCAGAGAACUUCAACGAGGCUAAGUUCAUAGGUUUCACCAUGUACACAACCUGUAUCAUCUGGCUGGCCUUCCUGCCCAUAUUCUACGUCACAUCCAGUGACUACAGGGUCCAGACCACCACCAUGUGUAUCUCUGUCAGUCUCAGUGGCUUUGUGGUGCUGGGCUGUAUGUUCGCUCCCAAGGUCCACAUCAUCAUGUUCCAACCACAGAAGAACGUCACCAGUCUCCGCCUCAAUAUCAACCGCUUCAGUGUCAGUGGUCCUGCCACCACAUACGCUUCACACGCAUCAGUGAGUGCCCAGUACGUACCGACAGUGUGUAAUGGGAGAGAGAUCGUCGACUCCACCACUUCCUCUCUGUGACCACACACACUCACCUCUCUAACCCUGCCCCCCAGAGACUGUUAGCCAAUAGGCACACAUUGUGCCCCCCUGCCCUCUCCUCCCACGACGUGGACUAGCACAGUUCUGUUUCACGGCUGUAGAAAGGGUUUAAUACUACUUGUUUUCUAGUGCUGUACAUAUAAUGGAAUCAAAAUUGUUGUAGAGGAACAAAAGAACCAAAACAACUUUGUAGGAGGAUUUUUUGAGCCUUUGUUUUGAAAAGCUUUGUUAAGACGUGUGUACAUAUGUAACUGUGCACUGGGUUGUGAUAGGAGUGUGUAUGUGUGCUAAGAUUGUGUUAGGAGUGUAUGUAUGUGUGUGUUAGGGUUGUGAUAAGAGUG
Molecule: messenger RNA, 3429 nt
Organism: Oncorhynchus tshawytscha (Chinook salmon)
Lineage: Eukaryota; Metazoa; Chordata; Actinopteri; Salmoniformes; Salmonidae
Product: metabotropic glutamate receptor 3-like
Exons: 13
Coding region: 371-3067 (898 amino acids)
Biological process (GO): regulation of synaptic transmission, glutamatergic; G protein-coupled glutamate receptor signaling pathway
Cellular component (GO): membrane
Molecular function (GO): group II metabotropic glutamate receptor activity
Source: RefSeq, a predicted model, not a curated record